UAUUUGUUCUCGGUCAUUUGAUUUAUAACACAUAUUGUUCUUCCUACAGCUAAUAUCCCUUGUUCGUGUUUGGGAAUUUUCUUUUAUAACUAAGAAGCGGAGACAAUUCGGAAUAUGUUGUGUCAUCGUUUCCUGCGAUGUUUCAUGUUUCUCCGUCUACACGCUCUGCUGCUGGCUAACUCUCUGUUGACAGGUAGUGAUACAGAAAUCUCUGUUCCGCCUCAAAACCACACAUUAAGCAACAAUCCGAGAAUUCUUAGAGAUAUUCUAAAUCAAGAGACCUUGGUGCGUUUUUCGAUGAUUCAAAAAAUGCAAGUAUUUACGAUGGAUAUCAUCGAAAUCAAGAGGAAUAACAAUUUAUUGAUGAAUAAAGUUGAUGCGUUGAUGAAAGAGCAGGCAUCUGCAACUGAAAGACACUCUGUGUUAGAAAAAGAGAAUGAAAAAUUAAGACAGCAAGUGAAUGCAUUGCAGGAGAAAAGUACUGCCUUGGAUACCACCGACAAGAACUGGGAAAACAUGAUUGGAACACACGAUGUCGAAAUCACAAAUUUGCAAGAUAUAUAUGGAAACAUUACAAAAGAUAUCGGAGAAUUAAGACAAUCUUUGUAUGGAAACGUCAGAAAAGAUAUCGGAGAAUCAAAGGAAUCGUUGAGUGAUAUGAAUCGAAGACUGGACAGCUGGAAUACUUCUAUCACACAUUUCUUAUCUGACAGAGAAAAUGUGAUGCCGGAACACGUUGCCUUUCAUGCAGUGGCAUACAGUUCUACAAGUGUCGAUGACAUCAUAUUCGAUCACGUGAUAACAAAUAUCGGUGGUGGAUACGACAAUGCUACUGGAGUUUUUAUUGUACCCACAACAGGACUGUAUGUGCUCUCCUGGACGAUAGAGGCACACGGACGAUUAACAGAGGGGGUUCUUCUUGUUAACGGGGUGCAGGAAGGACUGACAAAGGCUCAUGAAGUCUCCUCACAUUACGACACAACGACCUCUUUUGCCGUCCUUAACCUUACAGUAAACGACACAGUGUGGGUCAGGGUCAUUACAGGCCGUGCAGAGGCCAGACAUACUAUGUUCUCUGGCUGGAAGAUCAAUAAAACGGGUACAUAUACCGCAUUUAAUGCUCUCCUUUCACGUGAUGUAAGUGGUUAUCAUAUCGUGUAUGACAACGACACUUUAGACACACACAAUGCCUACUCCACCUCCACUGGAAACUUCGUGGCGCCUCGUUCUGGUCUUUAUGUUUUUAUGAUGUCAGCAGUUAAUUUUGGAAAGUUUGAUUACAAUUGCUGGAUUCGUUUUAGUAAUGGCAAUUCUCAGCCGAAUGUUUGGGUGGAUUCGCAAAGCGGGUAUUACGAUAGCAGCAGCUUCAUGACAUUUGGUUGGUUAAAUGCCGGUGAAUAUGUGUAUGUGGACGCAGAUAGAAUGAGGAAGACUUCUGUGUUCGCAGGAUGGCAACUUGUGGAUGACAUGAGCGUGUCCAAGUCGACAUAUCCAGCAUUUAUUAGUCGUUUAUCGAGUCGCUACUCCGGAACACCUGUCCUCUUUAAUCAAACGUUCUCCGGAUAUCACCAUGGUUAUUCAGUUACCACUGGAAUAUUUACUGCAGAUCGUGAUGGAGUAUACGUGUUUCUGUACAAUAUAGAGGCUUAUAACGAAAUUGUGCUUACGACACUGAGAGUCAACGGAGUGGAUAAAUUCGAACUGAGGUCAGCUGGACGCAGUACUGAGUAUGACGACACUUCCGCUGUUUCUGUGCUCCAGUUAUCAUCCGGUGAUCAAGUCUCUGUUGGACUUAAACAUGGCACAGUGGACGAUGAUGAAUCUCUUUUCUUUGGUGUACUUCUGUUUGAGAUGUAACUUUUCUUUGGUGUACUUCUGUUUGAGAUGUAACUUUUCUUUGGUGUACUUCUGUUUGAGAUGUAACUUUUCUUUGGUGUACUUCUGUUUGAGAUGUAACUUUUACUCCAUCAACAUUGACUGCCAUAGCAAUAAAAUACUGAAACUCUUUUCUCCAUUUACUGCGAAAUCAUUGUUUAACGUUUCGUUACUUUAAAACAGCGAGAGGAUAGCCUUCGCCUGUAACUUUAGUUUUUGCACACCAUCUUUCAUAAUCAAUAAUCUCCUAUUCUAAAAAGACGAAUCUGUUUAUCCGUUGCUUCAUUACAAGUGUUUUGCCCUGAAAAGAUUUGCUUUGGGAGGGACAUAUCAUUUACAGUUUGGGGGUGUAUAUGAAUGGGUGAAUUUCAUUGUGGAUCAGCUCUUUGGACGAAUAGGACAUGUCCUAAUUCGCUCCGCUCUUAACAUUGAUUGGCAAGCUUAAAAAUUAAAACAACAACAUGUAAUCUGCGUUGUAAAUACGUUGGUAGAUUUAGUGUAGAGUUAGUGUUAGGUGUAUUUAUAGGUAGUUUUGUUGUUUUAUUAUUCUCUGUUAAUAUUGGCCACAUUCUGUAAUUCUUUUCGCUUUUACUCAAGAAGGACAGAUCGUCCCGAAAAUCCAUAUUUUGUCGAUGAUUGAAAUAUUUUACAGGAUACAGUUAACAAUUCUUUACAUAUUUUCACUCGAUGUACAGUUAUGACAUCAUCAAUUUGCUUUCAUAUUGAUCAGGUAUGGCUUACAGGACGGCAGGAGGAGAUGCACAUUUCUUUAGCUGUGGUUUAUUUUCACAAUACAAUGAUUUAAAAUGUAAUUUGAAUAACUUAUAUUAAAGAUGUUCGAACCU
Molecule: messenger RNA, 2720 nt
Organism: Ostrea edulis (European flat oyster)
Lineage: Eukaryota; Metazoa; Mollusca; Bivalvia; Ostreida; Ostreidae
Exons: 4
Coding region: 115-1857 (580 amino acids)
Molecular function (GO): protein binding
Source: RefSeq, a predicted model, not a curated record